Lycium ferocissimum is the source of this 1193-nucleotide messenger RNA. RefSeq names its product glycine-rich cell wall structural protein 1.8-like. Lineage: Eukaryota; Viridiplantae; Streptophyta; Magnoliopsida; Solanales; Solanaceae. The coding region runs from base 57 to 965 and encodes 302 amino acids. The transcript has a single exon. The record is from RefSeq and is a predicted model, not a curated record.
AGGUAUAAUCGUUUGCAUAUUAACACCAAAGUCGUGGAAUUGACAAACAUUCUUCCAUGGCUUAUCAUAAGAUUUCUAGUGUUCUUUUUCUUGUGUUACUUAGUGCAACCAUAUGUUAUGCUUCUUCUAGAGCCCUCCUUACUCUAGAGGGAGGUCUUGGCUAUGGUGGUGGUUCAGAAGGAGGUUAUGGAGUUGGUGGAGCUGGGGGAUAUGGAGGUGGUGGAGGUGGAGGUUCUGGAGGUGGUGGUGGUUAUGGAGGUAUGGUUGAUCAUGGUGGAUAUGGAGGUGGUGGUGAAGGUGGUGGUAAUGGUGGGGGUAGUGCUGGCUAUGUACCUGGUGGAGAGCAUGGAGGAGGAUAUGGAGGAGGUGGUGGUGGUGGCCAUGGUGGAGGAGGUGGUUAUGGUGCAGGUGGUGAACAUGGUAUAGGAUAUGGAGGUGGAGGAGGAGCAGGAAGUGGCGGUGGAUAUGGCGGAGGUGCAGAACAUGGAGGCGCAUAUGGUGGUGGUGGAGGAGGUGGUAGUGGUAGUGGUGGUGGUUAUGGUGCGGGAGGUGUUCCUGGAGGCGGUUAUGGAGGCGGAGAAGGGGGAGGAAGUGGUGGUGGCUAUGGAGGAGCAGGAGGUUUACCUGGUAGUGGAUAUGGAGGGGGAGGCGGUCAUGGAGGAGGUGGUGGAGGAGGCUAUGGUGCAGGAGGAGCUGCAGGUGGUGGAUAUGGAAGUGGUGGAGGUGCAGGUGGUGGGGCAGGAGGAGCAUAUGGAGGUGGACAUGCCGGUGGCGGUGGUGGUGGUUCAGGAGGAGGAGGGGGAUAUGGUGGCGAAGGAGGAGCUUACGGUGGUGGACACGCUGGUGGCAGUGGCGGUGGUUCAGGAGGAGGAAGGGGAUAUGGUGGUGGAGGUGAACAUGGAGGUGGGUAUGGAGGGGGUGGUGGAAGUGGUGGAGGUGGUGGUCAUGGUGGCUACAUUCCUUGAAUUUCAUAAUUUCUUCUACUGAAUCUUAAAGAAUCAAUAACAAAUAGGACUAUCUUUUCUUGUUUCCUUGCUUCCUGUUCUCUAGUUAAUGCAUGCAUGCAUGUAUUUUCAUUAGCAUAUAUAAAAUGCUUAAGUACUGAAGUAGCAUCGAUUACUUGUACUUCAAAUAUUAUUAUCCUUGAUGUACUUUCAUAUUGAUAUUCAGAAUAAGAAUCAAACUAUUCAUCA